This is a messenger RNA of Uloborus diversus, 1298 nucleotides long. Its product is annotated as zinc finger protein 678-like. The transcript has 2 exons. Lineage: Eukaryota; Metazoa; Arthropoda; Arachnida; Araneae; Uloboridae. Gene Ontology annotation, biological process: regulation of transcription by RNA polymerase II. Gene Ontology annotation, molecular function: RNA polymerase II cis-regulatory region sequence-specific DNA binding; DNA-binding transcription factor activity. The record is from RefSeq and is a predicted model, not a curated record. The coding region runs from base 1 to 1032 and encodes 343 amino acids.
AUGAGAGUUCAUUCCAGUGAAAGGCCUUAUUCUUGUGGAGAUUGUUCAAAGACAUUUUCCAACCUUUCAAACUUAAGAGUACAUUUGAGAAUCCACACUGACGAGAAGCCCUAUUCGUGUGAAGUUUGUUCAAAAGCAUUUUAUUCGAGUUCACACUUAAAGGAACAUUCGAAAGUCCAUACUGGUGAGAAACCUUAUAAGUGCGAAAAUUGUUCUAAGUCAUUCACUCAACUUUCACAUUUGAAGCAGCACAUUAGAACUCAUGCUGACGAAAAGCCUUACUCGUGUGAAGUUUGUUCAAAAGCAUUUUCUACGAGUUCAAACUUAAAGCAACAUUCGAGAGUCCAUACUGGGGAGAAACCUUAUAAGUGCGAACAUUGUUCUAAGUCAUUCACUCAACCUUCAAACUUAAAGCAGCACGUAAGAACUCAUGCUGACGAGAAGUCUCAUUCGUGUGAAGUUUGUUCAAAAGCAUUUUCUUCAAGUUCAAACUUAAAGAUACAUUUGAGAGUCCAUACUGGUGAGAAACCUUAUAAAUGCGAACAUUGUUCUAAGGCAUUCACUCGACCUUCAAACUUCAAGCAGCACAUAAAAACUCAUGCUGAUGAAAAGCUUCAUCCGUGUGAAGUUUGUUCAAAAGCAUUUUCUUCAAGUUCAAACUUAAAGAUACAUUUAAGAGUCCAUACUGGUGAGAGACCUUACAAGUGUGAACAUUGUUCUAAGUCAUUCACUCGACCUUCAAGUUUAAAGCAGCACAUAAGAGCUCAUGCUGACGAGAAGCCUCAUUCGGACAUUUUCCAACUUUCACAUUUGAAGCAGCACAUAAGAGCUAUUGCUGACGAAAAGCCUUACUCGUGUGAAGUUUGUUCAAAAGCAUUUUCUUCAAGUUCGAACUUAAAGAUACAUUUAAGAGUCCAUACUGGCGAGAAACCUUACAAGUGUGAACAUUGUUCUAAGUCAUUCACUCGACGUUCACAUUUGAAGCAACACAUGUCUGCUCACUCUGAGGAGAAGCACUUUUUGUGUGAAUAGUGUUCGCUGAUGCUUCCUUCCUGACAAAUGAAGCAAAAUAAGCUGUGUAAGAAUCCUGGCUAAGGAAAAGCGUGUUUUUUAUUAACUUCAUUCAGAGAAAAAGCAGGAAUUUGUGUAAUGAUGAUUACAAUAAAAAUUAAUAAUUCAAAAAUGAAUAGGAAUGAUAAUAAUUUUAAUGAAUUUGAAUGAGAUUGCAAAUUAAGUUGAAAAACAGUUGCUGAAAACUUGCCUGCAAAUAGUGACUAGUCACGUCUGUGAACUGUCAA